Molecule: messenger RNA, 1675 nt
Organism: Cynara cardunculus var. scolymus (artichoke)
Lineage: Eukaryota; Viridiplantae; Streptophyta; Magnoliopsida; Asterales; Asteraceae
Product: alcohol-forming fatty acyl-CoA reductase
Exons: 10
Coding region: 1-1476 (491 amino acids)
Biological process (GO): long-chain fatty-acyl-CoA metabolic process; suberin biosynthetic process
Cellular component (GO): intracellular membrane-bounded organelle
Molecular function (GO): alcohol-forming very long-chain fatty acyl-CoA reductase (NADP+) activity
Source: RefSeq, a predicted model, not a curated record
AUGGAGUUGGGCAGCAUUCUUGAUUUUCUUGACAACAAGACCAUUUUAGUCACCGGCGCCACUGGUUUUCUUGCCAAAAUAUUUGUCGAGAAGAUACUUCGGGUUCAACCAAAUGUGAAGAAGUUAUAUCUUCUUGUAAGAGCUACCGAUGCCAAAUCCGCCUUGCAACGCUUCAAUACUGAGGCAGUGGCAAAGGAGUUGUUUAAGAUCCUGAAAGAGAAGCAUGGUACAAAUCUGCAAUCUUUCCUGUCGGAAAAAGUUACUCCGGUGGCCGGAGACAUCACCAAUGAAAAUCUGGGAGUAACAGACUCCAAUUUGGUUGAAGAGAUGUGGAGAAAUGUUGAUGUCGUUGUGAAUGUAGCUGCCACCACCAACUUUGAUGAAAGAUAUGACGUUGCUCUCGCUUUGAAUACCUUCGGAGCUAAAAAUGUUUUGAAUUUUGCGGCUAAAUGUGUCAAAAUAAAGUUGCUUCUCCAUGUAUCCACUGCUUAUGUAUCUGGCGAGAAGCCAGGGCUUAUACUUGAAACACCGUACAAAUUGGGCGAGGCACUUAACGGUGCAAAAGGGUUAGACAUCAACGUAGAAAAGAAGAUCAUCGAAGAAAAACUGAAAGAACUCAGCUCUGAUGAAACAGCUACCGCUAAAUCCAUCACAUUGUCCAUGAAAGAUUUGGGCAUUCAAAGGGCAAAUAAAUUUGGAUGGCCAAAUACGUAUGUUUUUACAAAGGCACUGGGAGAGAUGAUUAUCGGGCACUUAAAAGGAGAUAUACCGUUGGUUAUUCUUCGACCAACGAUCAUCACAAGCACAUAUAAAGAGCCCUUUCCUGGUUGGAUCGAAGGCAUAAGGACGAUAGAUAGCUUGGCUAUUGGUUAUGGCAAGGGCAGAUUAUCAUGUUUCCUCGGCGAUCCUGAGUCUGUAAUUGAUGCGAUACCAGCAGACAUGGUGGUAAAUGCUAUGAUUACGACAAUUGCAGCUCAUGCAAGUCAACCUUGUGAAAUAAUAUAUCAUGUUGGAUCUUCCGUGUCAAACCCUCUGAAGUACAAAGGAAUUCAAAAGAGUGGUUAUCAUUACUUUUCCAAGCAUCCGUGGAUUAACAAAGACGGCAAGGCAGUUAUUGUCAGCGAGGUUAAGGUGUUGAACUCCAUGGAGAGCUUUCGUAGAUACUUUUCACUUCGUUACUUGCUUCCUUUACAGGCUUUGCACUUUGUGAAUUCAGCAUUAUGCCAUGCCUUCAAUGGAACAUACAUGGAUCUUAAACGCAAGAUCAACUUUGUGCUACGGGUGGUGGAGCUGUACAAACCCUAUUUGUUCUCAAAAAGCUUCUACGAUGAUAUGAAUACUGAAAAAUUGCGUCAAGUAGUAAGAGAAAACGGAGUUGAGGCCAAUAUGUUCUAUUUUGAUCCAAAGUUGAUUGAUUGGGACUACUAUUUUGUCAAAAUACACAUUCCUGGUGCGGUGAAACACGUAUUUAAAUGAUUGUAGAGCUCACAAGGAUGAGUUAUUUCAUAUGUUUUGAAUAUUGUUUUUUUGUGCAAGUGUCAAAAGUUGUCUUUUUUACUUUAUUGUUAGUCGUUAAUUGAACGGCAAAGUGUAUAAGAUUUAACGACCAACAUGUUAUAUUAUGUAAUUUAUUUGAAGUGUAUUAACAUACGUUAAGAAUUAUGGUAAUCUGGUA